CUCUGCUGGAGUCAAGGUGUUAGUACAUUCAUGUUGUAGUAGCUGUGAUUGGAUACUAAAGAUGUAGUUUAUAUCAAGGUUUUACUGUCAGAUCAACACACGAAGAGUAAACAGAACAGGGGCUUCUGACCCUACCUUACCCUUUAUGGAGUACUUGGACCAGAACGAUUUGGUCUGCCUGAAGUGGGGCUUUGACAACCUGCAAGGGGAGAUUACAUUCAAACUGGUGAUCAACACAACAGGAUGGGUGGGCUUUGGAUUUAGCCCCAAUGGAGGCAUGGCUGGAUCAGAUAUUGUGAUGGGGGGGCUUGGACCAAGUGGAAGCUACUUCAAAGAUUAUUAUGCCACAGGAAACUUGAUGCCUUCGGUGGACAAGCAGCAGAGCUACACUCUCCUCUCUGCGAGUGAAAGUGAGGGUCAAACCAUCUUGACCUUUAAGAGGACCAUUCAAUCGUGUGAUGACCAAGACUUCCACAUCACUACUGGAGCCAUUAAAUUGAUCUAUGCGUAUGGAACUAGUGAUGAGAUCAAUUACCAUGCAUCGAGCAGAGGAACCAAAGAAAUUAACCUGCUGAACUACAUGCCCAGGACUACUGUAACAGGCUCCAACUAUCUCAGUGCAAGGGUGGACAACGUCAGUGUCCCCCAUAAUCAUACCUACUACCACUGCAAGGUCAUGAAGUUUUCUUCCUUAAAUACAAAACAUCAUAUAUAUCUGAUUGAACCGUUGAUUGAGCACUUUGACCUCAUUCACCACAUGCUGCUGUACCGCUGCCCCUCCUUUGUGACACAACUGUACGACAGGCCAUGCUACCAGGGUGACAUUGGGGAUGCCUGCUUUGACAUAGUGGCCUCAUGGGCAGUAGGAGGAGGGGUGUUUGCAUUUCCUGAAAAUGUGGGUAUUCCUGUUGGAGGAGAGGAGAAAGAAACAUUAUACAGACUGGAAAUCCACUACAAUAAUCCGAAUGGUGACAAAGGAAGGACAGACAGCUCAGGGUUGAAACUGUACUACACAGACAAACUCCGAGAGCAUGACGCAGGCACUCUGACUGCAGGUUUGCUGCAGUUGGACCAUAUGAAUUACAAAAUCCCCCCAAAAGUCAGCCAAUUCCACAGCUAUGGCGUGUGUAACACCAGUGUCUUCUCUCAGCUUGUGAAUCCUUUUCCUGACAUUCAUGUGUUUGCUGUGCUGCUGCACACCCACCUGGCUGGGAGGAAAGUCAGAGCUGCACAUUACAGGAAUGGAGAGCAGAUAGACUUCUUGGACUAUGAUGAAAACUACAAAUUUGAGUUUCAGCAGGCCACCAGUUUGGGGAAUAUAAAGACCAUCAAGCUGGGCGAUGAGAUUGCAGUGGAGUGCACCUACAGUACAGCCACUCGUACUACAGCCACUAAGAUGGGGUUAGGAACUAAUGAUGAGAUGUGCCUGGCUUUCCUCCUCUACUACCCUGCAAUCAACAUAGCCUCAUGCAUCAGCCAUCCAAACACACAUUACCUACCACUGAGCACAAACAACCAAAUUUUUGAGGGGAAGGCAGCUCCGAGCCAGGAUGAUAUUGCUGAGUAUGAGCGUUUGUUACAGACCUUACCACAACUUCAGUUGGUCUCUGAUGCUGAGCACAACUUCGCAUUUUUUGAAAACGGCAGUGUUAGGAAGAUGAAGAACACACCAACCGUCACUUGUCAGAUAAACAACAACAGUGGGUCAAGCAGAAUCAGCACUUCCUGGAUCUUGAACACAGCAGGAAUCAUAUUCUCACUACUCUUGGUUGUAAUAAUGUAGUGAUGGUUGUAUGUGCAACAGAGCCUUGAUCAUAUUUAGCCUGCAAAUGUAAUGAAGAAUUCUCAAUGUUUUCUAUUUCUGUGAUAUCAUAUCUCUUUGAUAUUUAUUCUUUCAACACAAUUUAGGAGUUGUGUUAUUCAGCAACUGUCAUAUUAUUCAUAAAGUAGGAUGUAAUUGCUGGUUUACUUUAAAGUCUGUUUCACAUAAUUCUUUGUCACA
This is a messenger RNA of Notolabrus celidotus (New Zealand spotty), 2002 nucleotides long. It is a transcript of the gene moxd1l, whose product is annotated as monooxygenase, DBH-like 1, like. NCBI's taxonomy places the organism in Eukaryota, Metazoa, Chordata, Actinopteri, Labriformes, Labridae. Gene Ontology annotation, molecular function: dopamine beta-monooxygenase activity; copper ion binding. Gene Ontology annotation, biological process: dopamine catabolic process; octopamine biosynthetic process; norepinephrine biosynthetic process. The transcript has 14 exons. Bases 146 to 1783 code for a protein of 545 amino acids. Gene Ontology annotation, cellular component: secretory granule membrane. The record is from RefSeq and is a predicted model, not a curated record.